GGUAUGUAUAACCGUUACAUGAAGACAAAUAAACAGCUUGAGUGACGGUAUCGUGCGUAAAAUUAACCGAUUCAUUAGUAAUUUUUCAUUCAAUCAAUAAACAGCAGCGCAUUUGGGUGGCUGGUGGAAUUUUGACCGGACCAGGCCAGCACAAAUUCAUAAUGGGAAAUAAAUCAUCGCUAUUGUUGCGUGAAGAAGAAAUAUCACAAAUUCACGAAGAAACUGGUUUCACCCCGAACCAAAUCGAACGGCUGUAUUCACGGUUCACCUCGCUUGACCGCAACGACUGCGGUACACUCUCGCGGGAGGACUUUUUGCGCAUACCGGAGCUGGCCAUCAACCCGCUAUGCGAACGGAUCGUGCAUUCCUUUUUCGCCGACAGCAACGACGAUCGGGUGAACUUUCGUCAGUUCACCCGUGUUCUUGCGCACUUCCGGCCAAUCAAACCGAACAAGGAGAACAGGCUCAACAGUCGGGAGGAGAAGUUACGUUUUGCAUUUAAAAUGUACGAUCUGGAUGAUGACGAAACUAUUUCGCGAGAAGAACUCCUCAGCAUUUUGCAGAUGAUGGUCGGCGCAAACAUUAGCCAGGAUCAGCUGAACAGCAUUGCCGAGCGAACGAUUCUCGAGGCGGAUUCGGUUGGCCAGGGCAAGAUCACCUUUGAGGACUUUUGCCGCGCCUUGGAGCGUACCGAGGUCGAGCAAAAGAUGUCGAUUCGGUUCCUCAACUGAAGCCGGCGCUCGUGGUGUGAUUGGUUUGCCAAUUUAGGGCAAUCUUAGACCAAAUGGGAGGAGGUGCAUUCGUUUUCGAGCUGUGUUUGAAAUAAUUUCUUUAUUAUGGAUUUCAUUUGAAACUGAUGCACACGACGAGCGGCUAAACGAACGAUUUUUAGACGAAGGAGGAAGUUUUUCCAAUGUAAUGGUUUAUUUGACGUUUGUAGAAUGUAGAGUGUAUGGUGUAUAUAAACAGUUGAGCAUUGAAAGUAUUAAAUAAAGAAAUACCAACCUAUACCCUAAAAGAGAAUUUAAC
Topomyia yanbarensis is the source of this 1029-nucleotide messenger RNA. It is a transcript of the gene elm, whose product is annotated as calcineurin B homologous protein 1. The transcript is spliced from 3 exons. Bases 162 to 731 code for a protein of 189 amino acids. Lineage: Eukaryota; Metazoa; Arthropoda; Insecta; Diptera; Culicidae. Gene Ontology annotation, molecular function: calcium ion binding. The record is from RefSeq and is a predicted model, not a curated record.